UCGCGGCGGGACCCCCGGGGUGACGGCGGGGCGGACUCCUGGAGACGCCCGGGACUCGGCCGGACAACCAGGCCCGCCCGGGGCCGCCUCUCCCGGGGCCCGCAUGGACGCCCAGGCGCGCGAAGGCCCCCGCGGGCGCGCUCUGCGGGAUGCGGCAGAAAAUGUAUUUCAGGAACUUCAAGAACAUUUUCAAGCUCUGACUGCAACAUUAAACCUCAGGAUGGAGGAGAUGGGAAAUCGUAUUGAGGACUUGCAAAAGAAUGUGAACGACUUAAUGGUGCAGGCUGGGAUUGAAACUUCUGCUAAUGAGCAAAUGACCUGAAGGCAGUGGACCAGUCACCCAAGAGUGGUAAAAAUGAAAACUGUACUUUUGAGUAAUACACGAUUAUUUAAGUUAAAAUUUCAUCUUAGUAAAAUAAGAUUAACAGAGCAAUGGCAAUGCAGUAAGGAUGUAAAUUCAGGUGAUUAACUCCUUACAAAGAUAGCUGUAAAAUGGCAAAAUUUCCCAGUGAAUACCUAACAUUUGUAAAUCUUGGAAGAAAAGUGUAAGCUCUAUUAUGUCACAUUCUUGUUCUGAAUUGUUCUAUAUAGGUCUUUUUUGGAAAAGAUCACACUUUUCUGAGAGAAGUUGCUUCUUAAAUAACUGUAUCCCAACUCAGCGUUUCUGGUCUCAGUUUUUGGGGGGACUCAUUUUCAUCUUUCCGGCCAAAACAGAUUCUGAUAGGAUAUUCUCCAAACCAAACCAGAGCAAGAAAACCAGUGACCCAGGAGCUCUGCAUUCACCCCUGGCUGGCCUCAUGCCCUCCGCUCUCCCAGACGCAGUUACCAAGGAGCACAAAGAUCAUACUUACCGUUACCCUGUAGAUUAUAGAGAAUGUAUGUUCUAUAUACAAAUGUCCAAUUCACCUCUCUGAGCCAAAGUAAAAUAGAGCUAUGAUCACCUAAAAAGGGGUCUCUCAUUAUAAAAGAUAUUAUUCCUGUGUAUAAAUCAUAUUCUUUAUACAAGUUAAAAAUCACCCAAAAUUCUACAAUUUAGAGUUGUCAACAUUUUUCUGUGCAAUUUUAUAUAUAUACAAAAUAUGUAUAUAUGUGAUAUUAUUUAUAAUCUAAUAUCCUGUUCUGUUUUCAUAAAACAUUCCCCUAUGAAAAUUUUGUGCCCACUUUUAACAGCUAGUCUAUCAUAUGGCCAUAAGAAUUUAAUCAUCUUUUCCUUUAAUAUUCCUUGGACUUUUCCCUUUCUUGCUAUUAUAAAUGAUGCUAUAAUGAGCACUGUCAUCCUGAACUCUGUUCACACUUCAUUAGGGUCAGAAGGAUGACUAAAGCCAAAUACAUCUCAAAAAGUCCUUUUAUUCUCCCAACAGUGACGCAUAUCUUGUACAAUCCAGCUUUAAAUGGCAUAAUUUAAGUUCAAUAUUCUUGGUUAUUUAAAAUCACAAAAGUUCCAUGUGAUUAUGUGAAAAAUCUCAAAGCAUCUUAGCUGUGCUUGUAAUUUUAGCAGAAACUAGAGUGGAUAUUUGAAGUAAACUAGAUUUGAGUCCUCAUCAAUAAUACAGAACAGUUUAAAAUCCAGGAUUUCAAAGAAAUUGAAUAGAAAAGAAAGACUUAUUAGUCAAAAAAUACCUCUAAAGAAAUCUCCAAGCUGACCCCCUUUUAUAGACUGACAUUUAACAUCUCAACUAUUCAAUCAAACCACAGACGUCUACCUUUAAAGAGAAUAUUUGGCAUUUUUUAGUAUCAUACCUGUUUCAAUGUCUUCCUAACAUUUAUGUAAAUGACUGCUAUAUCCCAGCACUCUGUUACAUAUAUUUAAAAGAAAGACUGUUUUCAUUCUGAUGUUUCAGAAUGUUUACAGAGGGAAAGUAACAGAUGCAUUUACAUGUGUCUAUACACUUAUUCUAUGUUAGACUAGGUAAUACAAAACUUUAGUAGAAAGCAGUUUAUUCAUAAGUAAAAUGGAGUUAAUUGAAUAUUAAAUCAUAUGCCUGAAAUUUAAAACUCAACGCAAGUUCUGAAACUUAUGAAAACAUAAAGCUUACUAAUAAAGGGCUGAAUUUGUAAAGCUUUAAA
Messenger RNA from Manis pentadactyla (Chinese pangolin), 2067 nucleotides. It is a transcript of the gene HSBP1L1, whose product is annotated as heat shock factor binding protein 1 like 1. The transcript is spliced from 4 exons. Gene Ontology annotation, molecular function: transcription corepressor activity. Gene Ontology annotation, cellular component: cytosol; nucleus. Lineage: Eukaryota; Metazoa; Chordata; Mammalia; Pholidota; Manidae. Gene Ontology annotation, biological process: cellular heat acclimation. The coding region runs from base 104 to 322 and encodes 72 amino acids. The record is from RefSeq and is a predicted model, not a curated record.